AUGAUGUUACAACAAAUAAAAAACAAAAAAAAUUAAUUUCCCUCCACACAAUAACCUUAUCUUCAAUUUUCUCUCAUUUCUCUCAUACCAUAAGCAUCACAUUCAAAAAUGUACACACAUUUUUGCUUCUUCCUUUUAAUUCCUUUAAUUUUCUUCACAUUUUUUGUUGCCAUCAAGAUUCAAGAAUGGCUACCAAAGUUGGUUUUAGUAUAACAAGUUCUAGGCUUUUUCAUGCACCUUUUAAAAGACCUGUUUUUUCUGCUGCUUUACCUGCUGUUUCUGCUACACCAAGGUUGGGAUUGAUCCCUUUUGGUGUUAGUAGAAAGUUGUCUGUCAGGAGAAAGUUGUUGAUUCUUUCACCUAAGGCUACUGCUGAUCAGCCAGGUCAGGUCACAGAGGAUGAGGAGGACUCUAAAAUUUUGCAAUACUGUAGUCUUGACAGGAAAGCAAAGAAAUCUAUGGGGGAAAUGGAACAAGAGUUUCUUCAAGCACUACAAUCAUUCUAUUAUGAAGGAAAGGCCAUAAUGUCGAAUGAAGAAUUUGAUAAUCUCAAGGAAGAACUUAUGUGGGAAGGGAGCAGCGUUGUCAUGCUAAGUGCUGAUGAACAAAGAUUUUUGGAAGCUUCUAUGGCUUAUGUAUCUGGGAAUCCAAUUUUGACAGAUGAAGAGUUUGACAAGCUUAAGUUGAAACUUAAGAUGGAUGGCAGCGAAAUUGUGGUUGAGGGUCCACGAUGCAGUCUCCGUAGUAGAAAGGUUUACAGUGAUCUUUAUGUCGAUUAUCUGAGGAUGUUCUUGCUAAAUGUCCCGGCAGCUGUUGUUGCGCUUGGAUUGUUCUUUUUCCUCGAUGAUUUGACUGGAUUUGAGAUUACUUAUCUUUUGGAGCUUCCGGAGCCAUUCAGCUUCAUUUUCACGUGGUUUGCUGCCUUGCCCUUCAUAUUGUGGCUAUCCUUUACAAUUACAAAUGUCAUCAUUAAAGAUUUUCUGAUCUUAAAGGGGCCUUGUCCGAAUUGUGGAACAGAAAACACCUCCUUCUUCGGUACCAUAUUAUCGAUAUCUAGUGGAGGUAAAUCCAACAAAGUGAAAUGCACAAAUUGUGGUACGGAUCUGGUCUACGAUUCAGCCACACGCUUAAUCACACUGCCGGAAGGAAGUACUGCAUGAAAUCUAGGGUGAUGUAUGUGUGAGACAUCUGCAAAGUGAUUGCACUAACACCAGUUUGCAUGGGAAAUAGAUCAUAUCAAUGUGUACAUGAGAGCAAUUUGUAAAAAUAAAAACCAUUUCUUAUGUUAAAAUGGUGGAUGCUUUGCAACUUGCAGUGUGUCAAUAUGUAGUUAAAGUAAUCUAUGUAUAUACCAUAGGGUAAAAUUUUAACAAAUUUUAAGCACAGGGAGACCAUGAAUAUUUUGAUUUAGAUAAUCAAAUGUCCUAAUUUUUCGA
Molecule: messenger RNA, 1436 nt
Organism: Capsicum annuum
Lineage: Eukaryota; Viridiplantae; Streptophyta; Magnoliopsida; Solanales; Solanaceae
Product: PGR5-like protein 1A, chloroplastic
Exons: 11
Coding region: 186-1160 (324 amino acids)
Biological process (GO): photosynthetic electron transport in photosystem I
Cellular component (GO): chloroplast thylakoid membrane
Molecular function (GO): oxidoreductase activity, acting on iron-sulfur proteins as donors
Source: RefSeq, a predicted model, not a curated record